Molecule: messenger RNA, 3739 nt
Organism: Strongylocentrotus purpuratus (purple sea urchin)
Lineage: Eukaryota; Metazoa; Echinodermata; Echinoidea; Camarodonta; Strongylocentrotidae
Gene: hsp110
Product: egg receptor for sperm
Biological process (GO): protein folding
Cellular component (GO): nucleus; cytosol
Molecular function (GO): ATP-dependent protein folding chaperone; ATP binding
Source: RefSeq, marked provisional
GUUAGAUUAUUAAUGAAUGAACUAUUGCCCAAGAAGAAACUAUAUCUCUGCUGCUGUUACUGAAGAUAAUAAAUCGGAAUAUUUCAUCUACUGAUCAUUUGAUAAUUCACGAAGAACAACUGGAGUGCAGAUAAACGGGAAAGAUACUCGUUAAUUUGGGGAACGAAGGAGACAAAGAAGAUCAGAAAUGUCGGUGGUAGGGUUCGAUGUCGGUAACCUCUCUUCGUACAUUGCUGUAGCGAGGGGAGGUGGCAUUGAAACUAUGGCUAACGAGUACAGCGACAGGCUUACUCCUUCAGUAGUCAGUUUUGGUGAGAAGUCGAGGACACAAGGUCACGCCGCACGCAGUCAGGCAAUCACGAACUACAAGAACACACUCUCACAGUUCAAGCGGUUUAUUGCACGGCGUUUCAGUGACCCCUCAGUGCAGAAAGAUGCCAAAGUGGUACCGUAUAAAAUCACACAGCUCCCUAACGGAAAUGUUGGGAUGCAGGUGCAGUAUCUGGGCGAGACGGAGACAUUCACACCAGAGCAGAUUUACGCCAUGAUUUUGACGAAACUCAAAUCGACAGCAGAGAUUAACCUUUGCAGGAAGGUGGUCGAUUGUGUCAUCUCGGUUCCACAAUAUUACACUGAUCUGGAACGUAGAGGUGUAAUCCACGCAGCAGAGAUUGCUGGUCUCAACUGUCUAAGGGUCAUCAGCGAUACUACUGCAGUUGCCCUGGCAUACGGCAUCUACAAGCAAGACCUUCCCACUCCCGAGGAAAAGCCAAGGAACGUAGUCUUUGUGGACUGUGGACAUUCAUCCCUUCAAGUGUCUGUAUGUGCAUUCAACAAGGGUAAACUCAAGGUCCUAGCCAACGCCUCAGACAAGAACUUAGGUGGGCGUGACUUUGACUGGUUACUGGCCGAGCACUUUGCAGUAGACUUCCAAACCCGGUACAAGAUGGACGUCAAGUCUAACCAGAGGGCGUGGCUUCGUCUCAUGGCCGAGUGCGACAAGACCAAGAAACUGAUGAGCGCCAAUGCUACGCUUAUCUCCAUGAAUAUCGAGUGCAUCAUGAACGACAGAGAUGUCAGUGGAAAGAUAAGCAGGGCUGAUUUUGAGGCGCUUGCAGCAGAGUUGUUAAAACGAGUUGAGGUUCCUCUCAAAUCUGUACUAGAACAGACAAAGUUGAAGCCAGAAGACAUCCAUUCUAUCGAGAUUGUAGGAGGAUCCAGUCGUAUUCCUUCCAUCAAGGAAACGAUAAAGAAGGUCUUCAAGAAGGAGUGCAGCACGACGCUAAAUCAGGAUGAAGCUGUGGCAAGGGGUUGUGCUUUACAGUGUGCCAUCUUAUCACCAACCUUCAAGGUAAGGGACUUCACGGUGACAGACCUGACACCCUACCCUAUCGAACUAGAAUGGAAAGGAACAGAAGGAGAGGAUGGGUCAAUGGAAGUGUCCAGUAAAAACCACCAAGCACCAUUCUCCAAGAUGCUGACGUUCUACCGCAAGGCACCCUUUGAGCUUGUGGCUCGAUAUGCCGACCCAAACCUGCCCAUUCCUGAGCGUAGGAUAGGUCGCUUCAAGAUUAACGGCGUCUUCCCGACGACUGAGGGUGAGAGUUCAAAGAUCAAGGUCAAGGUUCGCGUGGACGGUCACGGUAUCUUCAAUGUGGCGUCGGCCUCCCUGAUAGAGAAGCUUCCUGUGCAGGCGGAGGACGCGAUGGAGGAUGGCAGCCCCGAGGAGAAUGGACCCAGCAAGGAGGAAGGAAGCGGAGCCUCGCAGGCAGAGAAUGAUGCCCCCAUGGACCAGAGCCCAGUGCAAGGUGGGGCUGGAGAGGGAGAGGCAUCGGCAGACAAAGAGGAGCAGGCAGACAAUGGUUCCAAAGAGACUUCUAAAGACAGUAAAGAUCAGACCAGUGAGAGCAGCAAAUCAGAUAAAGAGAGUAAAGAUCAAAACAGUGAGGGCAGCAAAUCAGAUAACAGCAGUACUGAGACAGAUGCAAAGGCAGCCAAGAAGACUAAGAAGACCAUCAAAACGCAUGAACUGAGCAUCACUGCUACCACUGAUGAACUCUCUAUAACUGAAGUCAACAAUUUCUUUGAAAAGGAGGGUAAAUUGAUUGCCCAUGACAGGCUCGAGAAGGAGAAGAACGAUGCCAAGAACGCAGUAGAAGAGUACGUCUAUGAAAUGAGAGAAAAGCUCUGUGACAAAUUUGAGCAGUACAUCUCGGAAAAGGAGAGGGGGAGUUUCAGUAAGCUUUUGGAGGAAACAGAGAAUUGGUUGUAUGAAGACGGAGAGGACGAGACUAAGAGUGUCUACCAGACAAAAAUUAAUUCAUUAAAGAAAAUUGGAGACCCAGUUGAGAACAGGUUUAAAGAAAAUCUGGAGAGGCCUGGUGCCUUUGAAGACUUCGGCAAGGCAUUAGUACCCUACAUAAAAACAUUGGAUCUCUAUUCAAAUGGGGAUGAGAAGUACUCUCACAUUGAGAAGGAAGACAUGGCGAAGGUGGAGAAGUGCGUGAAGGAGAAGGUGGCCUGGAGAGAUAGCAAGGUGAAUGCCCAGAACCAGAAGGCUCCUCACCAGGAUCCGGUUGUCACAGCCGCGCAGAUUAGGUCAGAAAUACAGAGCAUGAAAUUCGUAUGCGAUCCCAUCAUCAACAAGCCCAAACCCAAGCCCAAAGAAGAACCGCCCAAGGACAACGGUCCCACUCCGGAAGAAGCUGCCAAGGAUGGUGGCCCCGCCCCUCCAACCACGGAGGGGGGCGAGGAGAAGAUGGACACCAGUGACCAAGCACCUACGGGAGAAGCAAGCAAAGAAGGUGAAACCAAACCAGAAGAAACCAAACCAGAUGUGGAGAUGGAACUAGAUUAACGUUAAAUAUCUGUAGUGCUAUUCUUCUCUUCUUUGUUUUAUACGCUCGUCACGAUUGUGAUGGAAAUUGUACACUGGUCUUAAUUUUGUCGUUGAAUCACAGUCAAAGAUCAACGCCAUGCAUUAUUGUAGUAAUUUGUUGAUUAAAUUCCAGCUGUGAAUUAGUGUCUAGGUUAAAUAGUUGUCGCUACCAAAAUUUACAUUUUCCAUGCAUCUAGUGCCAACAUUAACUUUCCAAUCGAUAUCUUAGAUUGUAACAAAUAGUUUAAAAAUUGUAGUAAUGAUAACCCCAAAACAAAGCCAUGCUUAUGAACAAUCAGAAUUACUUGUAUGGUUAUCAAGUUUGUUAGUUGAUCAUCAAAGUAAGGCAAUAUGUGAUGAGAAGAAUACAUUUGUCUUUUCUCUCAAGAAGAGUUUUAAACUCAAUUUGCCCAUGAUGUGAAAUCAUUAAGAAUGUUAAGUUUGAGAUGAUUUUGUUGUAAUUUCUGCUGCAAUAGAUCAUGUAUUUUAUGUUUUCCUCAGAAAUAUUUUUUCUUUUGUGAAUUAAGUUUGUAGAGCAUUCAUCUGUUUACAGCUCAGGUGAAAAAGAAGAAAUUUUGUUUAAAAUUUUAACUUAAGCUUUAUUUGAGGCUUUAUUUCUGAUGCCCACUAGUAUGUUACAGAUGCAUGUAACUGCAUUAUACGUUUACUAAAUCUGGCUGUGAUUUCUGUAUGAAUCUAACUAUUUUACUAUACUUACAGCUUACAGCUAUAUUUUCUGAACCACAUACUCAUGUGUAUUUAUAAUGACUUCUUACUAAUUUGUCAGCUUUUGCACUAAUAAAGUGACAACAUCACAUUAAAACAAUGUGUUUGCACAAGGUGUAUAAUUUUUGUGACCUC